This is a messenger RNA of Pestalotiopsis fici W106-1, 2730 nucleotides long. RefSeq lists its product as uncharacterized. The transcript is spliced from 2 exons. Lineage: Eukaryota; Fungi; Ascomycota; Sordariomycetes; Amphisphaeriales; Sporocadaceae. The record is from RefSeq and is a predicted model, not a curated record. The coding region runs from base 1 to 2730 and encodes 909 amino acids.
AUGGCCGCCAAAACUAAGCUCAACCCAUUAAAUGGGAUGCACACAGCGGGAAUUUUCUCAGACAUGAGCAUAGAUGGCCCAAUCAUAGGCACAUUGGUACUCAUUGUCGAUCGAGCCAAGAACCUGCCCAACAGAAAGACGAUUGGAAAGCAGGACCCAUACUGCGCAGCGCGCCUCGGCAAGGAAGCCCAGAAGACGACGACCGACGUUCGAGGUGGUCAGACUCCAAAAUGGGACCAGGAGCUACGUUUUCCUGUACAUGACUCUCCAGAUUACUAUCAACUCAAGCUGUCAGUGUUCCAUGACGACAAGAAAACGGAACUUAUCGGAGAGACAUGGAUAGAUCUAAGAGACAUUAUUCUGCCAGGUGGAGGUCAGAGUGAUCAGUGGCAGAGCCUGAAUUGCAAGGGAAAAUACGCUGGAGAAAUCAGAAUCGAGACUACCUUUUAUGACAGCAGGCCAAAGCCAGAGAAGCCUGCUGCGAAGCCGAAGCCUGUGGCGUCCAGCCCUGAACUCGAUGCAGGCAGCGUUUCGUCACGGACACCUGUCAAGAGGCGACCUCUACCGUCAAAUCCUGGAUCUACAGAGCCAUCUCCCUCGGCAAAGUCCAUGCCGGAGCCUGCCCAAGCACCCGCAAGACCACAGCCUCAUGGGAACUUCAUCCCAACCCAAUCUCCUCUGCAAGCUGUGGAAUACAACACUGCACCCCCUGCGCGCUUCGCCCCAGCCGAGCAAUACGGCACUCUAGACCACGGUGGUCGUUUUGCGACACCGCCGUCACAGCGCGAUGAAGCGCAGUUCCGCCGAUCUGUAGAUACCAACGAAAAGUUCAUUGCUUUGGAGGAUGACCGCCGACACAGCCAUGAACAUCAUUCGCGAGCACAUGACCACGGCCCGCGGGCCUCUCACCAUCAUAUUCAGCCAGUUCAUGAAACGAGUCCGCCCGCAGUACUGGGGCCUCGAUCGCUAGGCGGCGCACCACCAGCAGACGAUGGACGUCCGCCUCCGCCUCCAGCCCAUCGAGUCAGAAACAAUAGUGCAACGUCACACGAAGCAAACGUGCCAUUGCAACACAAGUCAACUCCUUCGAUGCAAAUGAGACACGACGUGCUACGAAAUGAGGCUCAUCGGCACACUGCGCAGGUGGCACCUUCACCUCAGUCAGCACCGUCCAUUUCGAGUUACCCAGGCCGGCCAGUUUACCGUCCAUAUGAUUCAGCGCCAGAAAUGCCAAAACAACAACUAGUAUAUGAGGACCCUCACCAUCCGUCACCGCCGCGACACCACUCAUAUGAUGCCGUUCACGAGCCGCACCCACGUUCUCUGCAGCCGACAGUCGAGGAUGUGCCAGAAACAUGGACGCCGCCGGCAGCACGCCGACCCAGUUCUAUCCAGGAAACGCACUCUGAUAUGGCAUAUGGAGCGGUCCCCAGUCCUGCACCACUGAACCUGAGUGGUCGAGGCAGCGCCGCCUCGGCUAAUUUCCCACCGUCACCCUACGGGAUGAACAACUUUACCACAUCGCCCUCGCCAAUCGCUUCGAUGAAUCAUUAUGAUGAUCGUGCCGUGGCUCCGCACGCCAACUCAUUUGACGGCAGCGUGGACCCCUACACGGACCGAAGCAUGUCGGAAGGUGUCUUGGUGCCACGAUCCAGCAAUUUCGACUUGCCGUCUGUGCCACCGGCUUUAGUUCCUGGUGUAGACCCUGCCUUGACGCAAGAAAUUGCAACUCGCAUCCGAGAAGAUCAAAGCAGGAGUCACGAGCGUCGCUAUACGCAACCUGCCCCCAUUGUGACACCUACCAGGGGCAGGCAGCACAGCGAGCCACCCGCUAGUCAUGUGCCUCAGCCGUAUAAUCACCACCCCAGAGAUUCCGGAGGCUAUGGCACAUCAUACUCCCAUGGCCCAAGUCCCGUGGCCAACACCCAGACGCGUAGACAUUCGCCGAGUCCAAAUCCAAGCCACACGAUAAAGAGGAAGUCGGUGAGCCCAGCCCCUCCGCCCAGGGAGGAAGGACGGCGGCUAUCGGGCGUGCCUUUUGGCCCCGAUUCGUACGACGAAUUAAACCCAUCAGUUGUAUCAGCGCAGGAGGAAACCAGAAAUGGCGAAUACACAAAUGCGUAUGGCAAGAUUGUCACAGCUGAUGGAAGAGAGGUCGAUCCGUCGGAUCACCUCCCCAUGGAUACUUGGGCACCAGAGCCGGAACCCAAGCAGCCCAAAAAGCCUGAACCAGCACCCAGUUCGCGGCCAGCUCUGGCAGGAGCACAGCCCAUGCCGUCUUCAGGUCGUCGACAGAUUAGGAUCACGGCUCGACCCCAGUCUAUGGCCGUUGUACCAUCCUCCUACGCUCCAGUCGAGGCCGAGCUAUCGCCGCCUGUGGCUGCUGGUCGAAACAAACUGCAAAAGAAGAGAAACCACCAUGUAUCAGCCUUGCCAGCACCAGCACCCAACUCGAGCCCGCUGGGCCCGGCAACAUCACACCAGCGUAACAGCACACCGCCGACUGCGUUGGUCCGUUCUGGUACGUUCGACUAUGAGAACUAUGGUCCAGCAUAUGGUUCACCAAACGGGACAUAUGUUAGCGGCCCUCCUAUCCCAGCAAAAGUUCCACUGAUGAGUGGUGGACUUGGUCCAGCUGGAAACGCUUCUCCUGAUGACUGGGCUAUCAUGGAUGAGAUGAGUCGUAUCGACAUUGGCACUGGAAGGUCAAGGCGGCAUGGUGGCUACUAA